Messenger RNA from Marchantia polymorpha subsp. ruderalis, 2467 nucleotides. The record is from the annotation of a GenBank genome assembly. Lineage: Eukaryota; Viridiplantae; Streptophyta; Marchantiopsida; Marchantiales; Marchantiaceae.
CGAAGAGAAGAGCGCGGGCGCGCAGCGAGCAGAGCAGCGCGAGAAGCAGAGACUCCGCUCGAGGGACGAGGACGAAGGACGCAAGGGAGCAAAAGCUCGGGGCUCUGGCGCUCGAGCGGGCACACCCACAGACAGAGCAGCAGCAGCAGCUGCAGCAGGAGGUGCGGUGUGGUAGGAAAGGGUAGGCAGGGGAAGCAGGCGCUUCGCCGGAUCGAGUGUUUUGGACUCGGCGCAUGACGCAAGCCUGCGGGCGGAACUCUCUUCGACGAAGAAACUCGGGUCCGGAGUCGGAGGUCAAUGCUGCGUUCGAGUACAUUUUGUUCGGUGAAGCGCUUGCAGGGUGCUGGUCUACACCAUUUUCCCCUCGCCGCACACCCUCCCAUAGGUGGACCCCUACCAGCCUGAGGAAACUGGGAGCUACCGAGUUGUUGUACAUAAUACGUAGCACAGGUACUCGAGUUGGUUCGAAUUGAAGAAUUUUGUGAUCUCCAAUCCAGCGAGAGCUGGUUGGAUAGACGAGAUGCAGGGUAAUUGGCCUGGGCUCCCGAAUUGGGUUUUCAAUGCAUCGCCACCAUUAGAACCGGGGGAGAAAUGGUCCCGUUCGAGCUCCUGUUCCCCGAGACCUGGAGCUGGCGCUUGCUCGGGAUCUCAUUCUGGCUCGAUUACACCUCCUGCGAAAGGGCAUGUUGCUAAACCUUUCCCUCUGUCCAGCUUUAGCCCGAGUGCGGGAAAGGCAGCGAUUGGAGGUGGAUUGAAUGCCGUGCUCCAAGCGGCCGGAGGACUGCUGCGACUACUAGGAAAAGGAGGUUCCACUAAUUUCGAGAAGAGACGCAGAAAGAAUCAAAGACAGUUGAAGCGCGACACAGGAGUAAAAGUUGGUGCUGAAGUGACUGAAUUCAAUGCUGCCGUGAGCACGUAUGGAAGUAAUUUAAGUGGGAGAGGCUCUGCCUCCGUUCUCCUGACCCGGGUCACUUCUGUGCUGUUUGGGCGUUUGGGCAAAAUGAGAGAGCGCAACGCCUUGCCUACAAUCCUUGCUGCGCUCUUGCCUCCACUUUUGACCUAUGACAGACCCUCAAAUAUGCUCCUGCCGGCUCCCAAGGACGUGGAGGUGGAGAACGCAUGUAUGGUAAAAUCUGUGGAAGAGAGUGUGAAAGUACAAACCAAGAUGACAGAGAAGCUUCCAAAGGACGGUGUGAUUGUGGAACCUAAAACUGGUGUCAGCUUUCCUUCCUAUCUUUUGUUUGGGGAGCCUGGAGCGAAGGUUGACGAUUAUAGUUCAUGCCAGGUACUGGCCGGUGUGGGUUUUCGCUCCAAAACUUUGAUACGAGUGAAAUCGAUUGUGAUUUACGCGUUCGGCCUGUAUGUGGAGCCAAACCAUCUACGCGCGAAACUGGGAGAUAAGUACGCAGGGGUACCUCCUGAAGAACUGAAAUACCGACCGGAAUUUUACGACGACCUUCUCAGUCAAGGGGUGGGUAUGACAGUUCGUCUCGUCGUGCACUACAAAGGCCUGAGUAUGGGAAUGGUCCGCAGUGCGUUUGAGAGUUCUUUGAAACUGCGACUCAAGAGGAUUAAGGGUGUAGAGGACGAUGAAGGAUUACAAGAUUUUUGCUCACUCAUGUCGGAAGACUUGAGAAUUUUUCGGGGAACGACUAUUGAUGUUCGCUGGCAACCAGGCGGUGCUCUUCAAACUGAAAUUGGCGGUCAUCAACUUGGGACAGUCUUCAGUCACCAUCUAUGCCGGGCCUUUUUUGACCUAUAUAUUGGAGAAACUCCUGUGUCGGAAUCAGCCAAGUACGAAAUAGGCGAGAGUUUUGGCCGCUUGUUGACGAACCGCCCGCAUGUUUAACAUCACAAUCACCAUUCAAUAUCACUCCCAGCAUCCUGAGGUAAUCUUUCACGGAGCUCAACACGUAUACAGCCGUUCAUUCGUAGCAACAGUAAUUGUUGGUGGCAACAUACAGUGAUGCAGCUGUGUACUUUUUGGUCUGCUGUCUUGAGGAUUGAGAGAUUGCCUCCUUCAACACACUCGAUUGAAUGCAACUUCCAAAACAAGGUGGUUUAUGUAGAUAAUGUUAUAAUCCUAAUGUGCUCCAUGCAUCUUAAUCAGACUCGGUUAGUUUAGCAAAUAAAAGAAACUACCUCAUCGACAGUGUGUUGGACAUGCUAUAGGUCAAUGGGUUUGCUGGUCCGAAGAUAUACAGAGAUAAUUUUCAUAUUAAUUGGAAAUGUAGGGUAAGGUCUGCCCGACGUAGAAUUGUAGCUACGUUAUACCUCCAUUAUUUGAUGACCAUAUUAAAGACUAGCUAAAGCUGGCUUUGACAGACCACUUCUAGAAAGAAUAUAGAGCAGUCGUCCUCCCCCCAUUAGUGUAUUUUAUUUAGUGGUUCUGGCCACGCACCAUUUGUUUCUGUUGUACUGCGUGUGAAAUUAUCAAACGUCAUCCGAUGAGUCCUCCCUUUUAACG